AUGGCAAAGAGUAGAGGAGGAGGAGUAACCAAUGUCCGCCGUAGUAAGUGCCAACAAGGCAUUGAUGUGAGUCCUGCCGUCGAGACAACUUACUGUAAUACAAAAAAAAAUGGGGAAGAAGUGCUUCUACAAACUGGUAAAGAGAAUGUUGGAGAAGAUGGCAAGAUUGGAGAACACUCAGAAGAAGUACUAGAAUUGCAGCCUACCAGUGGAGUAGUUCAGUCACAAGGUAAUGUAGAGGACAAAGAAGUUGGAGAAACUUUUCAGCCUGCUGAAACAGAAGGCGAUGCAGAGGAUAAAGAAAUUGGAGAAACUUCUCAGCCUGCUGAAACAGAAUGCGAUGUAGUGAACAAAGAAGUUGGAGGAACUUCUCAACCUGAUGAAACAGAAGGUGAUGCAUUGAACAAAGAAGCAACUUCUCAGCCUCCUGAAGUACAAGUUGGUUGUGUUUCAAGAUCAGACAUGGCAAAGAGUAGAGGAGGAGGAGUAACCAAUGUCCGCCGUAGUAAGUGCCAACAAGGCAUUGAUGUGAGUCCUGCCGUCGAGACAACUUACUGUAAUACAAAAAAAAAUGGGGAAGAAGUGCUUCUACAAACUGGUAAAGAGAAUGUUGGAGAAGAUGGCAAGAUUGGAGAACACUCAGAAGAAGUACUAGAAUUGCAGCCUACCAGUGGAGUAGUUCAGUCACAAGGUAAUGUAGAGGACAAAGAAGUUGGAGAAACUUUUCAGCCUGCUGAAACAGAAGGCGAUGCAGAGGAUAAAGAAAUUGGAGAAACUUCUCAGCCUGCUGAAACAGAAUGCGAUGUAGUGAACAAAGAAGUUGGAGGAACUUCUCAACCUGAUGAAACAGAAGGUGAUGCAUUGAACAAAGAAGCAACUUCUCAGCCUCCUGAAGUACAAGGUGAUGCAGAGGGCAAUGGAGUGGAAGACGCUUCUCAACCUGCUGAAAAUAAAAAUGUGGAUGUCUCCUUGCAAAUAGAUCCUUGA
Arabis nemorensis is the source of this 987-nucleotide messenger RNA. NCBI's taxonomy places the organism in Eukaryota, Viridiplantae, Streptophyta, Magnoliopsida, Brassicales, Brassicaceae. The record is from the annotation of a GenBank genome assembly.